Myxocyprinus asiaticus (Chinese sucker) is the source of this 1949-nucleotide messenger RNA. Its product is annotated as visinin-like. The transcript has 3 exons. The record is from RefSeq and is a predicted model, not a curated record. Bases 313 to 891 code for a protein of 192 amino acids. Gene Ontology annotation, molecular function: calcium ion binding. Lineage: Eukaryota; Metazoa; Chordata; Actinopteri; Cypriniformes; Catostomidae.
CUGUAUAUUUGAGAGCUUUAUUCCAGGCCGUUUACAACAGAUGCAGUUCUUCCUCUGUUAAGACUAUCACUCUUUACUCCAACUCUUACUCCAUACUCUAUCCAUCCAUCUAUCAACUCUCAAGACAGAUCGAAGCACCAAGCUUUUUAUGGGACAAUAAUUAACAAGUCUACCAAAAGAGAGAUACUAAGGGACGAUCUAGAUAAUAUCAAAUACACAAAUUUGUUGUGUUUCUGGUCAGGAGAGGAAGACUUGAAGAACAAGACUCUGACUGUUUGAGCUCCUGUCUGUGCUCUCAACCAGCAGUCAACAAUGGGGAAUGCCAAAAGCAGUGCUAUGUCUAAAGAGAUCCUGGAGGAUCUGAAACUUAAUACAAAAUUCUCAGAGAAUGAGCUGUCACAGUGGUAUGAGAAUUUUCAGAAGCAGUGUCCAUCAGGCCGUAUCGCACCAGAAGAGUUUAAAAAGAUCUACGAACGCUUCUUCCCAGAAAGUGACACGACAUCAUAUGCCCAGCAUGUCUUCCGCUCCUUUGAUACGAAUGAUGAUGGAACACUGGAUUUCAAGGAAUACAUUAUUGCUCUGCAUAUGACAUCAACUGGAAAGACAGAGCGUAAGCUGGAGUGGGCCUUCUCACUCUUUGAUGUUGACAAGAAUGGCUACAUCACCAAAGCAGAAGUGGGAGAAAUCUGCCAGGCUAUCUAUAAGCUGAUUCCUAAAGAGGAACAAGACAAGCUUCCAGCAGAUGAGAGCACUCCAGAGAAGAGAGCAGACAAGCUGUGGUCAUUCUUUAAUAAGAAAGAUAAUGACCGGUUGGCUGAGGGGGAGUUUAUUCAGGGCAUUCUUGACAAUGAAGAUGCUCUCCACCUCAUUCAGUAUGAGCCCCAGAAGUAGAAAAUGAAAACAAUGAAAUUAUAUAUUUGCUUUCACAUUGUUUCCUCUGGCCCUUUACUUUUUGCAUUUUGUUUGUUUUUAACCUUCACCCCUUAAAUCGGAAUACUUCUGACAGUCUUCUUGUAUUAGGGAUAUAUGCUCGAACCAUUUUGUAAACAUUAUCUGACAGCUCAUUAAUCCCAAUGUUUUUGAGUGAGACCUCUCAAUAAGACAUGAUAGCAGUGGGAGGAUAGGUUCUAGUGAUUCUCAUUAAUGUUGGCAAACAAGUUUAAUUGUAGAUGAUCUCUUAUGGGAACAUACCAUUGUGAUGAAAAUACUUUAAAACAUGUAAACAAAAAUGUAACACAAUCACAAAGGCUAAAUAAAUUCAACCAUUUUAUCUAUGCUCAGUGCAUUUUCUUGAGUUGAGGUUCAACUGAUAUGAGACAGAUAAUUUCUGUUAUUUUUCAUGUUAAUAUUAAAAUCCAAAAAAGACAGUCAAAGCCACAAAGCCGUGGUGAAAAAAAUAAAAUAAAAAAAUAAUCACUUACCAAAUCACUUACCAUCCACCAGCAAGCUUGACAAACUUUUGCCAUUUGUAUUAUGCAAAACAUUUUUCCUUCUCUUUUUGAUGAGAAUUUAUGUGCUAUGGAAUAAAUAUGAAAAUGUAAAAGCUAAUAUAAAUCUCACUAUUUUUUUUUUGUUUUGUUUGUGCAAUAUUGUGUAAUUGUUUAGGUAGGGUAAACAGUUCAAUGCAACCACUGGAAAGGCCAGUAUGUUUAUCUCAGUCUGCUAGAGUGGCAGAGGGGUUUAAAAUUCUUGUGGCAAAAUUUACCCGUAAUCCUGGAUUGUCGUUGUGUGUGUCAGCUGCAAAAUUUGGCCAGACAGUGAUAAAAACAAAAUAAUGCUUUGUGAACACAGGUACAUUAAAUGUUAGCCAGUAUAUAAGUAAAUUUGCAAUAUUUGUUUGAGUGUGUCUGUUAAAGAUAUAUAAAGAGCACUCUUUACUAACAGUUUCUUCUCUCACUGGCUGUCUUAGUCCAAAUUUGGAUUACUGACAUAAUCAUCUGUCCAACAUC